Eutrema salsugineum is the source of this 2336-nucleotide messenger RNA. RefSeq names its product probably inactive leucine-rich repeat receptor-like protein kinase At5g48380. The record is from RefSeq and is a predicted model, not a curated record. The transcript has 3 exons. Lineage: Eukaryota; Viridiplantae; Streptophyta; Magnoliopsida; Brassicales; Brassicaceae. Gene Ontology annotation, molecular function: protein binding; ATP binding; protein kinase activity. Gene Ontology annotation, biological process: protein phosphorylation. Bases 262 to 2130 code for a protein of 622 amino acids.
AAUCAAAGAGUCUCCUCUCAUCAUUCACGCUUUUCUUACUUCUUUCAUAAAGACUGAGCAACCAACAGAUGCGAAUUUCUUCUUCUUCGUCUUCUAUAUUCUGCUCAACACACAUGAACAGGAGCCGCACGACGAAGACCAAAGCUCCCGUUUUGUACUUCUGAGUUUCCUUGGGCUUUUGAUGCUUAUCGGAGGGAACCCUAGAUUUUUGUUCUGUUAGAUUUUAGGAGCGAUUUUACCAAUUUGUGGAUUUUGGGGGAUAUGGUGAUGAGUAGGUUAGUUUUCGCAAUUUUUCUGGGGAAUUGUCUCUGGUUGCUUCUCCUGUCUAGCUCGAUCGAUGCAAAUGAGGCCAACGUAAAUUGCUUGAGGUCCAUACUUAGCCAAGUUAAGGAUCCGAAUGGUUAUUUAUCGAGUUGGGUAUUUAGAAACCAGACUGUUGGUUUUAUCUGCAAGUUCACUGGUGUGACUUGCUGGCAUGACGAUGAGAAUAGGGUUUUGAGCAUCAAGCUCUCUGGUUUUGGUCUCACUGGAGAGUUUCCUCUUGGGAUUAAGCAAUGUUCUGAUUUGACAGGUCUUGAUCUUUCUAGAAACAACUUCUCUGGAACUUUACCAACCAACAUUUCCUCCUUGAUUCCACUUGUUACCACUCUGGACCUCUCCGGCAAUAGAUUCUCUGGUGAAAUCCCUCCACUGAUCUCAAACAUUACCUUUUUGAACACUCUUAUGCUUCAGCAAAACCAGUUCACUGGUCCUCUUCCUCCGCAGCUAGUGCUACUCGGACGGCUCACUAAGCUCUCUGUGGCUGACAAUCGUCUCAGUGGUCCUAUCCCAACUUUCAACGAAACCACCUUGAAAAUUGGACCACAAGACUUUGCUAAUAACCUGGAUUUGUGUGGUAAGCCUCUGGAAAAAUGCAAGGCUCCUUCUAGCCCUCGUACUAAGAUUAUUGUUAUAGCGGGAGUUGCUGGAUUGACUGUGGCCGCGUUAGUCGUUGGGAUUGUUUUGUUCUUCUACUUCCGUAGAAUGGCUGUUCUUCGGAAGAAGAUGAGAAACGAUCCUGAAGAAAACAGAUGGGCAAAGAUCUUGAAAGGACAGAAAGGCGUUAAGGUUUUCAUGUUUAAGAAAUCGGUUUCGAAGAUGAAACUAAGCGAUCUUAUGAAGGCAACAGAGGAUUUCAAGAAAGACAAUAUCAUUGGAAAAGGAAGAACAGGAACUAUGUACAAAGGAGUGCUUGAAGACGGAACUCCACUUAUGAUAAAGAGGUUGCAGGAUUCUCAACGGUCUGAAAAAGAGCUUGAUUCAGAGAUGAAGACUUUGGGAUCUGUAAAACACAGAAACUUGGUCCCUCUCUUAGGCUAUUGUAUUGCGAGUAAGGAGAGGCUUCUGAUAUACGAGUACAUGCCAAAAGGUUACCUUUAUGAUCAGUUACAUCCCGCAGAUGAAGAAACCUCCAAGCCCAUGGAUUGGCCUUCGAGGCUGAAAAUCGCGAUAGGUGCAGCAAAAGGAUUGGCAUGGCUUCAUCACAGCUGCAACCCGAGGAUCAUCCAUCGCAACAUAAGCUCGAAAUGCAUAUUGUUGACUGCAGAUUUCGAGCCCAAGAUCUCGGAUUUCGGUCUAGCUAGGCUGAUGAACCCAAUUGAUACACAUUUGAGCACAUUCGUCAAUGGGGAAUUUGGGGAUUUCGGUUAUGUUGCUCCCGAGUAUUCAAGAACCAUGGUGGCAACUCCAAAAGGAGACGUCUACAGCUUCGGGGUUGUGCUUCUAGAGCUAGUAACAGGGCAAAAAGCAACGAGUGUGACAAGAGAAUCUGAAGAAGGCGAGGAAGAAGAAGAAAGCUUCAAGGGUAACCUUGUGGAAUGGAUUACAAAGCUAUCGAGUGAAUCAAAGCUGCAAGAAGCGAUUGACAGGUCCUUACUUGGGAAGGGAGUGGAUGAUGAGAUCUUCAAAGUGCUGAAAGUAGCAUGCAACUGCGUUCUACCGGAAGUAGCAAAGCAGCGGCCUACCAUGUUUGAAGUGUACCAGUUUCUAAGGGCCAUUGGAGAGAGCUACAACUUCACCACCGAUGAUGAUAUCUUAGUUCCUUCUGAAUCAGGAGAAGCCGAUUUCAUCGAAGAGCUCAUAGUUCGCUGAUCAAGAGUGAAGUGUAAGACUUCUGAAACGAACGUCUUUUAGUCCUAGCUGUUCCAAGAUAUACAUAUCUAUAAAUAUAUAUAUAUAUAUAUGUAUUGUUUUUUAUUUUAUUUUUGGUUUCUGCUCGUCGAUGGUGUGAUUGUAAUAUGAAAUAUUGUUAGAUGCACUCUCUCUUAUUACUACUACACUGAGCUUUGGUUGUUUCA